Molecule: messenger RNA, 3261 nt
Organism: Porites lobata
Lineage: Eukaryota; Metazoa; Cnidaria; Anthozoa; Scleractinia; Poritidae
Source: the annotation of a GenBank genome assembly
AUGGGUGGAGUCGACCGCACUGACCAGCUGGUCAAACCCUAUGAGGUACCUCACAAAACACUGAAGUGGUAUUAGAAGCUGGCCAUCCACUUUAUGCAGCUGUCUAUGCUCAACAGCUUUAUUGUGUAUCAAAAGGAUGGUGGUCAAAAACCAUUCCUGGAAUUUUAAUGCGAAGUGAUUGCAGCCCUUAUCUUUGAAACUGGUGCUGACAUGGAGAUUCCUAGAAAGGAGCAUUUCGUAAGGCUUACUGAGCGUCACUUUGUUUCACCUGUUACAGAAACAGCCUCUAAACAAAAGCCUCAGAAGAGAUGCAGGGUGUGCUAUAAGAAAAAGGUUCGCAAGGACAGUCACUACCACUGUCCAAACCGUCCAAGCAGUCCGCGACUUUGUUACUAUCCAUGUUUUGAACUUUACCACACUAAAGUCAAUUACUGGGUGUGAAACUCCACAUUCAUCACAAAGCAGUAAUUAGAUUUAAUUCUAUUGUAAAUAGCCAGCAAAUAAUCUGUUUUAGUAAAACUUAGUGUGGUAACUUAUGAAUGCAAGUGCCAUGAAUUUUCUGUUCAGACUUUAUUGCAAAAUGUUAUUGUUCAAGGAGAUUUUAUAAUUUUCUCUGUAAAUAGCAGAAGCCCAAUAUAUUGAAAAUUUGUUUAAGUUGCUUCAUUUUACUAGUGACAUAAUUUUUAGAAGGAAAUAGUCCCAUAUUUUGGUCUACAUAUACACCAAUUUUACUAAUUUAUGCUAAUUUUUAUAUCAAAAUGACAUCAUUAAGUAUCAAAUUACAAAAAUCAAUAGUCACAAGUUUAAAAUAAAGACUUUUUCUUGUAGUUUCAAAAUAUGUACACUUUUCUUUGGUUAUGUUCUAUUGUUAAGAUGUUAUUUCCAUUUUAUUGAGGACAACUUAAAAUACUUCAAAAAAAGGAAUAUGGACUUGGCACAGGAGGUUAACAUGGGGUUAGCAGUAGAGGGGUUAAACAAAACUGCCUGAAAAACCCAGUGAACACUGCUUCUGUACUAGUUGUUAGUCUCGUUGUGUUAUCAAGAUGGAUCUCAACGUGAUAUAAGGAAACUGUUUAACCCUUUGCAAACAAUAUGAUCUAAGGUUAGUUAUGUCCCAAGUGAACAUUUCCUUUCAGUUCAUUAUAGUCAUUUUCUCUGAUUCUUACAGUUUUUCUCAGAAGACAUUAUGUAUCUGUAGGGAUAACGUCAUUAAACGCAUUGUUCCAUUUUUAAACUCUGAGUGGUUUCCAUUACUUGAUCGAUAUUUCACCGUUCCCGUAAAAACUGGGGGGCCAUAACUUGAACUAGGAGAGAAUCUGGAAAAUUCUUCUUCACAAUGCUAGGUUGUUGAAGAGGCGCGUUUGAAGGGUCAAAAGGCAACUAGGCUAUAAGCGAUUGGAUUGGGUGCCUUAUCCCCGAAAGGGAGAUAAAGUGUGGGUGCUUUUAAACGGGGUGGUUCAGGGGUGGGGAGUAGCUUUCAAAUACUAUCAUCGUACAAGGUGCGCGUUAUCCCAGUGGUAACUUUUGACACCUCCACCUAAAAGGGGAACCAAGAUACCUGCUCAUAAAAAUAAAUGUUUUUUCCUGUUUUAUCUAAAAACUGUUGUUUUCAUCACUGCAAUGGAUUACUUAAUAACCAUGUCCUUGUCUUAAUCAGAAAGGGUCAACAUGAAAGAACUUGGAAAAUUCUGCUUCCCAGUGAUACGAUAAGACCUGACAUCAAAGGAAUAUUAGUCUGGCUUGUAUCCUCCCAUCCAAAGACCACAGUUAAGUUUAGAAUGUGGACAUUUAAAUUAAUGUCUAGUUCAUUUUUUUCAUCCAUUUUUGUUCAUUGCAUGCCAAAUUACGCUUACAGCCAUAGCUAAGCCAAUGAACAGGCAGCACCUUCCUAGCUUGACCUCUGCCUUCUUAAAUAGGUCAACCAUGAACAGCAAGUUGCCCUUGUAAGGGCCCAAGGAUUAUUUCCUGAUGCAACCCAACAGCAGCGAAGGUCUUGCAAACACAACUCAACCAAGCGUGGGUAAAGGGCGGGAGUAACUAUAACACUCUUAUGACUCUCCAUGGGGUGCUGCCUUCUCGUGGCGGGAGUAGUUAUUAGGUGGCUGGUGCAAGCUGCCCCUAGUCUACACAGCUGCGCCUGGCAGGGCCAUGCCUGCCUGACUUGAUGAUUGUGCCUAUCACACACAUAUUCAACAUCAGGGCUAUGUCCCUUCAUAUGCUCUUUUAUGAGCGGAAGUCUGUUACAUCUGGAUAAUGAGGCACGGUAAGGUGGAAAGCCCUACAUACGUGCGGGCCUUAAACUGCCCAUGGUUUUAUGGCGGGAUGGACAUUGACAUCGCCGCCGCUAGCCGGCGACCACAUGCCCUCAGGCUAUUAACAUCUGCUUAUCCAGACUUCAACAUCAGUCAUAUGGCUUAUAUCGGGCUGUGAUCUUGCCCAGCUACUGUGACUGAGGUAAUGGUGCUCUCUUCUCGUUCGGUGGGCUUGUUCUAUGUCAAGUCGUGUGCUUAUACCAUCUGCUGGGGGUGGUCGUACCGGCCAGUGAAGCUAAAGGUGCCCCAAGCUGCCGCUGGUUAGCAGCCCGUAGUAGCUCUUUGCAUUGCUUUCGAUAAAAACUCAAAUGACAAUGGGGAGCCUGCCACAGCAGGCUCUUCCAGUGACGCUCAAUCUGCUCAAAGGGUGACCGGUGGUGCUGGUGUCCUACCAUGCCCGGACUGCUGUCGUGAGUUCCGAGGCAAGGUGGGGGUCUCAUAGCAUUGACAUCGUGCACACCAAGAGGACUAACAUAAAGAUCAUGUGCCUGAGCAGAGGAAGAAAGCACGCUGGGUUUAUGAGGAAAAGGUUCUCUUGGCAAGGACAGAGAAGAACGUCGUGGAGCUGGCUGUUACUAUCACCAGUAAGACCAUGGCAGAACAGUUCCCAAGGUGCUCUUCUGAGUCAAUCAAAAAGAUGCGGCAGACAGCGGAGUAUAAGAGAAUCUUGGAAUCAUUGUCCUGCGUGCAUGGAACGCAAGACGGCCCUGCUGGGGGGAGUGCUUCUUCUCUGGCGGGCGCAGAUGGAACAAAAGACGGUAGGGUGGAAGGGGGUGAUUUCUCCGAAGCUCAUGCCACCUUUGGUGCAACAUCAAUGCCAUCCGAGGUUACUCAAGAACAGCCUGAGACCGGGGUUCCUGGGCCCCAAACGACUGACUCUGCCGAGCAGUGCGCGUGGUCGGAUGCCUUGAGGAGGGCGCUGGAGACUCAUUUAGACUUAGGGGAAUAA